UCUCUUUUAGACCCCCCCAUGCUGAUAUCAGACGCCCCUUCGUCCGCCUCCGUGCUUGUUUUAUAACAAGCGCGACCUUGGUCGCUGGCGGGCGUGCUCGCCCAGCGUCAUUCGAUAUCGACUACGAGAUACAGCAAAUUGUUCAGCAAAUUCAACAAAUACCCCGAUUAUCCUCUCUUAUUUCCCUCAAACAUCAACAUCAACAACAUGGUUUUAAUCAGCAGCAAGAAAUACGCAUGUGAGACAUGUAUCAAGGGUCAUCGGUCAAGCUCUUGCAAGCACACCGACAGACCCCUCUUCGAAAUCAAAAAGAAAGGCAGACCCGUCACCCAGUGCGAGCAUUGUAGAGAAUUACGCAAAACCAAACAAGUUCACGUCAAAUGUAUAUGCAUGAAACUGGAUGUUUCAACGAAAGGUCUUUCCCCUUUCUUUUCCCUCCUGCUUAGGUUCGAAUAAGGCGUUGGAGAGCGCCGCGUUUCCUGAUGGCUUGCCUGAGGCAUUAGAGGCGUCGGUCGCACUGCAACUCUUAUCAGAAGGACACUCUUCGGACUCCGAUCACGCGACAGGGUGUGCAUGUCCCCAGAACGGUGAUUGCAAUUGUUGCAUACCCCGGAAGAGUGCCCCGCGACGUCGCAAAAAGGAGUCGUCAGGUCCAAAGGCUCAUCCUCACUCCGGAGCCAAUACUCCCCCGAAUAACACGGCUGUCUCGCACCCGUCCCACACCGCCUUGACCCGUAUCGCCGAGCUCAGGCCUGUCCUUCCCAAACCUGCUUCUACUCGGCGUCACGACUAUGCUGACGGCCCUGUACAUGAACCGUCUUCUGGACAACAUCAUAGUCAUGCCGCUAGACACCACGAGAGCUCCUUAUACAGCCCGUAUGGUCGUGCGUAUGACUACACUCACACUCAUCCUCACCACGACUUCAUCGGCGACGCGCCUGCGCUAUCUACAAGAGACGUUAUGAGCUAUAAUUCUUUCUCAUCGGCGACAUCGUCGCCGUCUCCUGUUGGACGAUUAGACGAGUCUUCCGGCCGAGUGGUUCCUUCGCCUUCGAACAAUAUUGCACCUGACUCGGGUAAUAUUUCAGCUUGGUAUUCCACACAAUCUCCCGCCGGCGCUGGAGACAUCAUCGCUUCACUGUGCAAGUGUGGUGAAGAGUGUGGAUGUAUCGGAUGUGCGGUCCAUCUUCCCACUAACCAAAGUAACCCCCACCACACCUGUUUUUUCAAUAGUGACGGCACAUGUGCAUCCUGUCUGAACUGUCUUGUAUUGACUGCACCGCCAGACAUACCCCCCAAUACCGCUCUGUCAAUAUAUCAGGAUCAGGAUUCCAGGGGUGUUGACGAGUGGGUGAGACAGGUGAAUCCCUCCUUUCCCCCGUCCUCACCUUCAUUCGACUUGGGAGGAUACCCUGAACUCGGAAUCGGGUCAGACAUGUACUUGCCGUCGUCGAUGGCCGGAUGUCGUUGUCCACCUGGACUGUGUCAAUGUGAUUCCAGAUCAGGAUGUGGAUGUGUUCGCGAAUCUCAAGGUUUUGCGGUUUCUGGAGAACGAGCCUCACGUUGUCGACAUGGAGGAACCACUCCACCCGCCUUUGAUGAAGGCACGUUGGGUGUGCCCGAGUUUUACAGCCACUUUAAUCAGAGUAUGGAGGGAAUACCCAUGGGCGGUCAAACGAUUCAGUUCAGGAGUCGUUCCGGCUCAUCGUCAUCGGGGUCGUCUGAGUUCAGUUUUUCCAGCGACAAGGUGAUGCUCGGUACCCCCAGUCCCCACGAAGGGCCUCCACAGCAUUACUUUUGACGAAGAUGGCUGUCAGUUCAUUGACCGUCUACUUUCUUGUUCUCAUUUCUUUACUUAUGGUUGUUUUCUCGUUCUCAUGUUUUUUCAUGCUGCCUUACCCCUUCCUCCGUCCAUCACAUGGGGACUAGAUUUCCCCAUAAUUCUUCAUUCUAAUGAUCGAUGAUUUAUUUUAUAUUUUUCACUCUCACCCGUCCAUGUUGUCCCCACCCACCACCAUACUUCCUGUCUCUUCGUUUGGCGUGUUAUCGUUCCAUCCGGUGUAUUACUCGCUGCGUAUUCUGCUUGACGAUUGUUGACUUGCGUAUAUAGACGAAAUGUUUAGGAUAUGGUUACUUGUACGUUGGUAGUAGAGCACCGCGAAAUUGGACGUGGAAUUUUUGGGGAUCUAUC
Marasmius oreades (fairy-ring Marasmius) is the source of this 2191-nucleotide messenger RNA. RefSeq lists its product as uncharacterized. The transcript has 5 exons. The coding region runs from base 401 to 1801 and encodes 466 amino acids. The record is from RefSeq and is a predicted model, not a curated record. Gene Ontology annotation, molecular function: DNA-binding transcription factor activity, RNA polymerase II-specific; RNA polymerase II cis-regulatory region sequence-specific DNA binding; copper ion binding. Gene Ontology annotation, cellular component: nucleus. Gene Ontology annotation, biological process: positive regulation of transcription by RNA polymerase II; intracellular iron ion homeostasis; intracellular copper ion homeostasis. Lineage: Eukaryota; Fungi; Basidiomycota; Agaricomycetes; Agaricales; Marasmiaceae.